CAACAAACCUGUCAAAUGUCAAUAGAGCCGAAGCUUGUAUUGAUAGACCAAGUCUAGUAACUGGAUUUUCGCAAUUUAAAUACUUCUAGACAAGGUAAGAGACAGAGACCGGAGAUUCAAACUCGACAGGUCUUCUAGCAUGCUGGUAGUCAGACUCAUUGGUUCACACAUAAUAGCAAAAGCCAAAUAAAAGGAAUAGGAAAAGGCGCAUAGCCUUGAAAAUAUGCAGACAUAACUUAUGAAGAAUUCAUGCAUAUUUCUUCUAUUUCUCUCUUGUUUUUCUUUAUUUCUUGGUUCAGUUUUAGCCAUUACUGCCAAUAUUACAACUACACAACACCUUAGAGACCCAGAUGAAUUAGUCUCUAGGAAUUCCACUUUCAAAUUUGGGUUUUUCAGUCCUGUUAAUUCGACCAAUCGCUACGCAGGGAUAUGGUACAGUCAGAACAAUUCUGAUAUACUAGAAGUCAUAUGGAUAGCUAACAGAGAUAACCCACUUAACGACUCAUCUGGGGUGAUCAGCAUAUCUGAGCAUGGAGAUCUUCAACUCUUGGAUGGACAAAACAACACUCUUUGGUCAUCAUCAACCAUAGCAGCUGAUCAUGAAGCAAAUAGUACAGUUGCGGUUGCUCAGCUUCUUGAUACAGGAAACCUUGUUUUACUUUCAAAUGCGAGUGGGAAUAUCAUCUGGCAGAGUUUUGAUCAUCCUACAGACUCGUUGUUGCCGCUUAUGCGAGUAAUUCUUGAUGAGAAUACAAACACAUCGCGACAACUUACAUCUUGGAUGACUGCUUCAGAUCCAUCCACUGGGAGGUUUAGAGCUGGGAUUAAUUCCCGCUUUCUUUCAGAGAUUUUCAUCUGGGAUAAUGGAGAUCGUCCUUAUUGGAGAUCCGGACCUUGGAAUGGUCAUGUUUUCAUUGGAGUACCAACUAUGUACUAUUUCGCACUGAUUGAUGGGUUUCGUCUUGAUGAUGACCAUGAAGGCAUGUUUGGCCUAUCAUUUUCUUCGGCAGCUCAAAGAGUUACUGAACACUAUGUUUUGACAUAUGAUGGAAUAGUAGCACAGAGAGAUUGGGAUGAGGAUACAAGGAAUUGGACAGUUAUAUGGCAAUCUCUAGAAUCUGAGUGUGAUGUUUAUGGAAGGUGUGGAGAAUAUGGGAGUUGUAACUCGAAUAAUUCGCCGAUUUGUGACUGUUUGAGGGGGUUUGAACCGAGGAAUAGCCAAGAAUGGAGGGAAGGGAAUUGGAGUAGUGGGUGUGUUCGUAGAACACCUUUGCAGUGCGGAGUUAUUGGGUCUGGUGAAAAUGGGUUUUUGAGGUUAAGGAAUAUGAAAGUGCCUGACAACGCUGAGACGUUGCUGUCAGUAGAUGAAGAGGAUUGCAGGAGUCAGUGCUUAGGAAAUUGUUCAUGCUUGGCUUAUUCUUAUUAUUUAGGUAUUGGGUGUAUGAUUUGGAGGGAAAGUAUGAUUGAUAUACAGGAAUUCCCAUCCGUUGGUGUCGAUCUUUACAUUCGUUUGGCUCAAAGUGAGUUAGAUGAAACUGGUAGUAGAUGGAGACUUAUUCUGCCAAUCACACUUGUCUCAGGAGCAGCUAUAGCUGCCCUAGUUGUGUUCUAUCUAUGGAGACGAAUGAGAAGACGAAAUGAAAGAAGUGCUAUCAACAAGGAAACACAACUGCAAAGUAUCAAGUUAGAGUACAAUUUUGAUGAUGUGAAUUUGCAAGAUUUACCAGUGUACAAAUUUGAAGAAUUGGUAGUCGCGACAGAUAACUUUGCCGAGAAUAAUAAGCUCGGGCAAGGUGGUUUUGGUCCAGUAUAUAAGGGAGAAUUAGAAGACGGACAAGAAAUCGCUGUGAAAAGACUUUCAAGAGCAUCAGGACAAGGCUUACAAGAGUUUAUGAACGAAGUGGAUGUCAUCUCCAAACUCCAACACAGAAACCUUGUGAAACUUCUUGGCUGUUGUGUUGAUGCAGAAGAAAAAAUGUUGGUUUAUGAAUAUAUGCCUAAUAAGAGUUUGGAUGCAUUUCUUUUUGAUCCACAAGAUCGGGAACUUCUAGACUGGAAGAAGCGCUUGAAUAUUAUUGAAGGGAUAUGUCGCGGCCUUCUUUACCUGCAUAGAGAUUCUAGAUUGAAGAUUAUUCAUAGAGACCUCAAACCAAGUAACAUUUUGUUGGAUGAAGACCUCAAUGCGAAGAUAUCAGACUUUGGCAUGGCAAGGAUAUUUGGGGGCAAAGAAGAUCAAGGCAACACCAAAAGAGUUGUUGGCACCUACGGUUAUAUGUCUCCGGAGUAUGCAAUGGAAGGACGGUUUUCAGAAAAAUCAGACGUGUAUAGCUUCGGGGUCCUGCUCUUGGAGAUUAUUAGUGGCAGGAGGAAUACUAGUUUUAAUGAUGACGAUUCAUUGAACCUCAUAGGAUAUGCUUGGAAAUUGCGAAAUGAGGAUGAUAUUCUUUCACUGAUCGAUCCAACCAUCAACGAUCCAUGCUUCCAAGGGGAGAUUUUGAAGUGCAUUGAAGUGGGAUUAUUGUGUGUUCAAGAGUUUCCUGAAGAAAGACCGUCGAUUUCAACCAUUAUUUCGAUGCUUGAUAGUGAAAUUGCUGAUCUUCCGCAACCAAUGCAGAGUAAAAUUGUUCAUCCUAGGAGGUCUCCGUCUCCCCAAUAUUACGGCCGAGAAGUUUGCUCUGUCUACAAUGAAUCAUUCUCUUCACAAAUCAGUGGUCGAUGACAAUAAUUUUUCGUGUAGUUUCAUGUAAUUAUGACUUUGAUUACGGUUAUCUCGAGGAAUUCGAAUAUAGUUGUACAAAAAAAAUUAACAUAUUUUGUUUUCAUACAUGAGAUCAAAAGCUUAUUGUGCGAAAUGUGAAUAUAAUCACGAGUAUGUUUUUGUUCCCUAGCCUUUGCUAUGUGUACGUAUUUAUGUUCUUUUCGCAUACCAUUGAGUACAGGGCGCUCAGUCUGGAGCUGACAAGUGUCCCUGUGUUAAUACUUUUUAUUUUAUUUUUCAAAAAUAAAUUCUUAUUGUUGUUUA
Molecule: messenger RNA, 3022 nt
Organism: Spinacia oleracea (spinach)
Lineage: Eukaryota; Viridiplantae; Streptophyta; Magnoliopsida; Caryophyllales; Amaranthaceae
Product: G-type lectin S-receptor-like serine/threonine-protein kinase At1g11300
Exons: 7
Coding region: 239-2719 (826 amino acids)
Biological process (GO): recognition of pollen; protein phosphorylation
Cellular component (GO): plasma membrane
Molecular function (GO): protein serine/threonine kinase activity; ATP binding
Source: RefSeq, a predicted model, not a curated record